CGGACUGCGAGCUCGUGAUGUUAGUACAAAUCAAAGUUGAACACCAUCAGUGAAAAAAAAGAAGCAACAGAGAUCUAUGAAAUACAAGGCUAUUGGAUACUUUAAUGACCGAGUGUGGGUUGUGCAAAACAAUUCUGGAUAGCUCUGCCAUUCGACAUCAGAGUUAGACAAACGUAAUUUCGGACAAUCGAAAAUGUUUGUUCUGCAUUCUCUGGUCUUGUUGCUCUUUCUUCACGGACAAACUUUCGCUGUGAAGGAUCUUUACAUUCUAGGAUUGUUCCCCAUGGAAGGUGAAUGGUAUGGCGGAAUACAAGCUCAACCAACCGCUGAGGUGGCUCUCGACUACAUUAACAAUGAUUCAAAUAUGCUUCCAGGAUAUCGACUCAAAGUGAUAUGGAACAACACAGAGUGUAAUCCAGGACUUGGGGUCAAGAUUCUCGGAGAUAAUAUUUGUAAUACUAAUAAUCUAACAUUCAUAAUGAUGCUUGGUCCUGGCUGUUCAGCUGUAAGUGAGGUUAUAGCAGAGUCAGCUAAAUUCUGGAAUCUUGUUCAGGUUAGUUACGCGUCCUCAUCACCAGCCAUGACGGAUAUGAACCGGUAUGCCUACUUUUUUCGACUUGUUAAUUCCGAGAUUUAUCGUAACUAUCCACGUGUUGGACUAAUCCAGCAGUUUAAUUGGACCAAAGUCACAACGAUAUACGAAACAAAACAAAUAUUUGGAAUGUUGAUGGAACAUAUUGAAACAGUCUUAUAUAAGUCAAACAUUGAAGUAAUCGGGAAGCACCCAUUCAGGGAAAGCCCCAAAGAGGCUGUUCAAAGAUUAAAGGCAAUGGAUGCAAGAAUUAUCAUUGGUGCCUUUUAUGAAAAAAAAGGUAGACAGGUGUUCUGUGAGGCCUUUAAAAUCAGAUUCAGUGGACCGAAGAUUGUUUGGGUGCUUGUAGACGUCUUCAAAGACAGUUGGUGGAAAGUCAAUGAUACCGACUGUACUUACAAUGAAAUAUUGUCGGUUGUCGGCAACUACUUCACCGUCUCUGAUUUCUAUACAGCUUUUGACACAGAGACGGAGAAGGAUGACAAUGGUAUCACACUACAACAGCUUCUGAUUGAUUUCUAUAAAAAGACUGGCAACAAAACCCCUCCGGAUCCUGAAUGGACGCAGGCUACAUAUGAUGCAGUAUGGGUUAUUGCCCACGCACUGAAUGCUACCAUGGCUGACCUUCAAAAUACAAGAUUUAGACUUGAAGAUUUCUCCUACACCAAUAGCUACAUGGGCGAAUUAAUCAAGAACAACACGAGCAAAGUUAAUUUCAAUUCGAUAUCGGGCCAUGUGUUUUUUGAUAAAAAUGGUGAUAUACAAAGACGGACCAAGAUUCAACAAUUUCAAGAUAAUAAAUUGGUGAGAAUCGCUUGGUAUGAUAAACAUAAAACCGGCUAUAAAUUCAUCUGGAAUAACUCUGCACCUAUAUUAUGGCUAAAAGGUACGGUGCCUAGGGAUUCGUUUAAAACAGACUUCGUUCCGAUUGCAUUAACAGAGGGACUGUAUGCCAUCAUGUGUGUGCUUUCUGCACUUGGGAUGCUUUUGGCAUUGAGUUUUCUGGUCUUCAACAUCAAAUUUAGAAACAGAAGAAUCAUCAAAAUGUCGUCACCUAACUUAAACAAUAUCACCUUGCUGGGAUGUAUAUUAGCAUACACAUAUGUGUUUGUAAAGGGAAUGGAUAUCAGGUCUCUACCAAUGUUAUGUCAGAUCAAAGGAUUUUUUCUUGUCAUUGCUUUCUCUUUGAUGUUUGGUGCAUUGCUUGCAAAGACAUGGCGUGUAUACAUCAUCUUCACGAAGGCGUAUUAUUUACGAAAGCGGGCACCUAAGGAUUUCCAGCUGUUUAUACACAUUGGUGCGAUCACUGGUAUUAAUGUGACCAUCAUGGUCUUGUGGGCAAUACUUUCUCCUAGAUACCCCAAGGAAAAGAAACUAUAUCAUUCAAAAGUGCUAGAUCCAGACAACGAUAGAGAGGUGGUCGAUAUUGUAUGGUACUGCGUAUCUGACUAUGAUGAACACUUCAGCUUCCUUGUUUUCGGCUUUCAAACCACCAUCCUGCUGUUUGGUGUCUUUUUGGCUUUUACCACCAGAAAGGUGAGCAUUCCAAUACUGAACGAUUCCAAAGCAAUUGGACUGUGUAUCUACAACGUGAUUGUGCUAUCAAUAGUAGGGGUACCGAUAUCAUUAGUACUGAAUGAGAAGUGUUCUCUUGAGUAUGGCCUUAUUUCUACUUUCAUCAUUCUUGGAACUACAGUUACCCAAUGUCUUAUAUUUGUUCCAAAGGUAAGAGUUAAAAUGUGUUGUAUUUUUUUAUAUAUCAGUCUUAACUCUUUAUUAUACUCCACACAAGUACUGAAGGGCUGCUUGCUUUCUCAUAGAAGGCCGUGUUUUAGGUAGCGUUGUGCAUCGCGAUCGAUUGGAAUUUUAUUAUUGAUCAUCAUUAAAUAGGCAAAGGAUUUUGAUCGGAUUGGUACGUCUUCGAAGAUGUCUAUUAAACCUGUGUUUUCCGAUUUGU
Molecule: messenger RNA, 2549 nt
Organism: Gigantopelta aegis
Lineage: Eukaryota; Metazoa; Mollusca; Gastropoda; Neomphalida; Peltospiridae
Product: gamma-aminobutyric acid type B receptor subunit 1-like
Exons: 15
Coding region: 194-2431 (745 amino acids)
Biological process (GO): G protein-coupled receptor signaling pathway; gamma-aminobutyric acid signaling pathway
Cellular component (GO): G protein-coupled receptor heterodimeric complex; membrane
Molecular function (GO): G protein-coupled GABA receptor activity
Source: RefSeq, a predicted model, not a curated record